Molecule: messenger RNA, 2339 nt
Organism: Haliotis rufescens (red abalone)
Lineage: Eukaryota; Metazoa; Mollusca; Gastropoda; Lepetellida; Haliotidae
Product: methyltransferase-like protein 27
Exons: 5
Coding region: 1216-2034 (272 amino acids)
Molecular function (GO): S-adenosylmethionine-dependent methyltransferase activity
Source: RefSeq, a predicted model, not a curated record
GUCGUACAAUGGACUCUGCUUAUAGUCGGAGUCGUACAAUGGACGCUGCUUAUAGUCGGAGUCGUACGAUGGACUCUGCUUUUAAUCGGAGUCGUACAAUGGACUUGGGGGAACUGUGUAACACACAAAUCUAUUCCAAUGAUGCUGAAAUGAAAGUCCUACACGAAGACCCGGUCUCCUGAGAGAUGCUGCUUUGCAUAUAAUCUUCUUAAGUUAGUGAGGAGUAUUCAGGUAUGUGAGAAGUGUACAGUCAUGUAGGGUGUAUCCAGUGAAUGCAGAAGGCUUUUCACAGAGGGUGGCCAGAAGGCAACAGAUACAAUUUCAUCCAGUGGACCGCUGCUUGAUCACACUAGGCUUUAACAACACCUUUUCCGGUGACAAGUGGACGUCUCGCCGGAAGUAUUGCAAUGUCUGGGGUCCAGCAUGCGAUGACGUCACUAAAUCCACACAAGUCGUUUUUUUGACGUCAUGUGACUCCAAUUUGUGCAGGUUUUACAAGUCAGUCAGUGACCAAUCAAAUAGCUUGAUUCUAUUCUGAGUAAUGAAAAUUAAUAAAAUGUUUCAGGAAAUGGUUUUAGUACCAUCAUCAUGCCUUCUGAUUUAAUAGAUUGAAUCGUAUAUGUUCAGCUAAGACAUUAAAGUAGUUGAAAUCAAAUGUUGCAUUACUUUUGUGUCUUGAGUAUAUUUAAUCUAGUUCAAUGUAUACCAGGUGCCAAAUGAAUAUUAUUCACUGUGUUUCUAGUCUUUAAUAUCAUUCUUUGCUGCAAUGACCGUUAUGAGGAACGUGCAACACCGAAGCCAAAAUUGAGAUGAAUGUCGCCAAUGAACCCAUUAAUCAAAUUGCUCUACAAUAAUUUUCCAAGGUUGAUGAUGAUGUUUUUUAAGGUGUUUGGUGAGACGCUUCUAUGUCAUUUCACAUUUAAAUGUGCUUGUAAUACUUAGUGUCGAGUUAUCGACAGUUUCUACGGUCGUUCAAACACAGCAAGGAAAAAAAUACCACUGUGCUGUCAGAACACGUUGUUCUGCUCAAGUGCAAAUGCAUGGUUAGCUUUAUAAUUUCCACGUGUUCUGUAUACCCGUCUCAGCUCAAGGACGCUUGUUGUUCCAAACGUCUCAGCUCAAGGACGCUUGUUGUUCCAAACCUGUAUUUCUUGUCGAGACACGUCGCUUUAUGGCUUGAACAAUGAGAUGCAACGUUGAAUUUGAAAUCACUUGAUGAUUCAAGCUCAGUCACACGAUCAUCACAAGCUCAGUCUCAAGAAUACCACAAGCUCAUUCACUCGACUGCCACAAGCUCAGUCACAAGAUUACCACAAGCUUAUUCACGGAUACUUUCAGUCCGCAAUGAGUCAGGAAUUUUCUACAGACGCCACCGAGGAACAGAAAGCUGUGGCUCGUGACCACUGGUCAAAAACCGUUGAUGGCAAUUUAGACAACCAAACCCUGUACGAUCGGUUCUCCGAGUCGGCAAAGGAUUAUGACGAGGUAAUAACAGUCCUCAAUUCCCAGGGUCAAAAGGAACUGGCGACAACGACGGCCGAACGGUUUCCUAGGAACAGAGAAAAUGUCAGAAUUUUGGAUUUAGCAGCUGGCACUGGGAAGUGUUCAGUCGAGCUUCGAAAACAUGGAUUCAGGAAAAUAGACGCUUUGGAUGCAAGUGAGGGGAUGUUGAAUGUAGCCAGAGAGAAAGGGCUAUACGACCGUUACACAGUUGGAGAAAUAGGCGACAACACUUUGGAUGCAGCCACAGAUGCGUACGACGCAAUUACGAGUUCCGUGCUGAACGUUCUAGUUUUGAAGAAGCUGCCCAUCAAGGCAUACGAAGAAAUGAUCAGGGUUGUCAAAAAAGGAGGAUAUGUUAUUUGGGCCAGUUACGACAACGGGUUUACUGAUGACAACCCUGAACUGGCAGAUAGGAGAAAACACGUCAGGACUUUGGAAGCACAGGGAAAGUGGAAACAUGUUGAACUUCGGUAUUUCAGAAAUUUUGUGCGAGGAAAAGACGGUGGUGUUUCAGUCCAUCAGAUCUGCUAGUUGCUCCACUCCAUAGGUAUUCAUUGAUAUUUUGGCUGCGCUAUUGCAAUGAAAUAAAACACAUUUCCACGCAUUAUUCAUUCAUAUUCAACACUCAUUUCAUUCACUGAACAAUGACGUCACCUCUUUGUCGCUCAGCCCUAUAUAGACAUGUGUCAGUUCCAGCAGAGCUUGUUGUAUGCUCAACAUUCUGAAUCUUAAGUAAUAACCUGCUUACCUUAUGUAGGUGAAGCCUAACUGUAUAAUGCAAUGUAUGGCCGCCAAUAACUGAAACAAUUGUGCUUCAAUAAAACAAAUGAAAGGCU